Molecule: messenger RNA, 948 nt
Organism: Tarenaya hassleriana
Lineage: Eukaryota; Viridiplantae; Streptophyta; Magnoliopsida; Brassicales; Cleomaceae
Product: protein RER1A-like
Exons: 4
Coding region: 146-727 (193 amino acids)
Biological process (GO): protein retention in ER lumen; retrograde vesicle-mediated transport, Golgi to endoplasmic reticulum
Cellular component (GO): Golgi membrane
Source: RefSeq, a predicted model, not a curated record
CCCUUCAUUUCCUCCUCCUCCGUCGGUUCUUCGUCGGAUAGAUCUGUACGCUUCCAUUAUCCCCCCAGUUUCAGAAAUUCGCGCGCCAUUUCCUUAGCUUGAUCAAACCCUAGUUCUUCUCAGGUUUCUCGAUAUCUCGUAGGAAAUGGAGGGAGUUGGAGGUGACACUGCUUCUAUGGCAUCACCUGUGCAACAGCAGGCACAUGAGGCAUGGAGGCUGUAUCAGUAUUACCUAGACAAAACUACUCCUUAUGCGAUGUAUAGGUGGAUCGGGACUCUUGUGAUAGCGGCGAUAUACUGUUUGAGGGUGUACUAUGUUCAAGGGUUCUACAUUAUUUCCUAUGCCCUGGGAAUCUAUAUUUUGAACCUGCUGAUCGGAUUCUUGUCUCCACUGGUUGAUCCCGAGCUUGAGGCUUCGGAUGGUCCCAUGCUACCCACAAAAGGUUCGGAUGAGUUCAAGCCCUUUAUCCGCCGGCUUCCAGAGUUCAAGUUCUGGUACUCCAUGACAAAGGCAUUCAGCAUAGCAUUUGCCAUGACAUUCUUCUCCUUCUUCGACGUCCCCGUCUUCUGGCCUAUUCUACUCUGCUACUGGAUCGUUCUCUUCGUCCUGACAAUGAGGCGCCAAAUCACACACAUGAUCAAGUACAAAUACAUCCCAUUCAGCUUAGGAAAACAAAAAUAUGGAGGCAAGAGCUCCUCCUCUACGAGCGGUGGCCGUUCAGAUUGAAGAAUAUUAUUCUACAAAGUUCGAGGAAUAUAUAAACACAUACACUUGUGAUGAUUCUUUUCGAUAUCUGUUAGCCUAUGCAUUUGGGUCGUCCUGGGACUGGGAGAGAAAUUAUAUUAGAAUAGAACUCUCCAGCCUCGACGAAAAAUGUCUCAGAGAUGCGCGUGUGACGUGAUUCGAUUUGUUUUUCAUCAUAUGCAAAGCAAUUUCCUUUUUACAUC